Sinocyclocheilus grahami is the source of this 719-nucleotide messenger RNA. RefSeq names its product TNF superfamily member 14 (gene tnfsf14a). Gene Ontology annotation, cellular component: membrane. The record is from RefSeq and is a predicted model, not a curated record. Gene Ontology annotation, biological process: immune response. The coding region runs from base 6 to 719 and encodes 237 amino acids. Lineage: Eukaryota; Metazoa; Chordata; Actinopteri; Cypriniformes; Cyprinidae. Gene Ontology annotation, molecular function: tumor necrosis factor receptor binding. The transcript has 4 exons.
UGCACAUGGCUCCGGGUAAAGUAUUGUAUCCUUCAGUAUUCGUGGUGGACAGUAAAAUGAAGCCCCCUCCGCUGCCCCCCAAGCCGGGCCGUAGACAGCGGAAGGAUGCGAUCCAGACUCUACUGGUGAUCCUGGUUUGUGUGGCACUGUGUGGCAUGGCUGUGGAGGCCUGUUUCAUCUACCAUCUGUUCACAUCAAAAGAAAACUCUACAUCUCCAGGUGAACCACAGAUUGGCAUGAGAAAACAAGGGAAAGACCAUGCUGUAACCCCCAAACAAAAACCGCUUGGAGAAAUGAAGCCAUCAAAACCAAUGGCACAACUGACAACUGGUCAGGUACCUGUAAAUGGAGUCGUGCUGUGGCAUGAGACUCAUCAAUCCAUUCUUCACCAUGUCAAACACAAGGCAAAUGAGGGCAAACUCAUCAUAGAGAAAGAAGGAUAUUAUUCCGUCUACUCUAAGAUCAACUUCAAGGAGGACAGCAUCGUAUUCAGCCACUCUGUACUCUGGGAAACGCUUCGAUACGUAGGAAAGGAGAUUUUGCUUCUCCAGUCAUCUAGGUUACAUCCUAAACUCCCGAGGUUGAGAACCAUAGACAACAGCUACCUAAGCGGGGUGUUUCAUCUGUACAAAGGUGAUGCUGUCUUUGUCAGGGUGAAAAACUGUACACUUGUGUUGUCCAAUGCUGCUGAGAACUACUUUGGUGUGUUCAUGGUUUAA